CGUUAGAGGGCGUUAUUUAGCAAUUAAUGGGAAAGGAAGGCGUUAUGGCAUAAAGUUAUUUUGAUUGUCACAUUCUUUGGUUAUUUCAAAGAAUUUAUUGGAAUUCAGACUGUUAGGAGCAUUGUUUUAAUACUAAUUGAUGUUUAGCAAAAAGAAGAAAAAGCCAAUUAUAUCAGCACCUACAAAUUUUGAACAUAGAGUCCACACUGGGUUUGAUAGGAGAGAAGGAAAAUUUGUUGGACUACCACCACAAUGGGCAAGUUUGAUUCAAGCACAUCAAAACAGACCAAAGCCUAUUGUUGAUCCAUCUCAGAUUACACCAACUGAAAUAAUGGAUAUUAAAACACAUACAAUUGUUCGAGGAAAUUCUGGUAUAAAACGUGGUCCGAUAUCUGUCACACGAUCAAAUUCACUCAGAAAAGAUAGUCCGCCUCAAAUGAGACGCGACUACUUGAAUCGAUUCCCUCCCGUAGUGCCUGAAGACAGAAGUACACACGGUGGUCACAUGCAGCAUCAUCCUAAUGCGGUAAAUUCAAAUAUAGAAUAUCAGACAAAUAAUCAUCACCAUCCAUAUUCACAAUAUCAACAUGCACAACCUCAGUUACCAAGAGGUUAUCAUCCUACUGUUGAUUAUUGUGGAAAUUACACAAAAGAUUAUAUAGAUGGUACAUCUUCAUAUCAUCCUAACCCACAUAGUUCUACAAGUGAUAUUUGUCAUAAUCCUACAAUGGAGAGGAUGGAUAAUAAAAAUCAUAGAGCAUCAAAUCCCUUGCCUGAUACUGAUUGGGACAGAAAUCAUAGCAAUAUGUCUCUCAGCAAGUCAACCAUACCAUUGUCUCAUAUUCGUCAAAAUAUUCAAAAUGAUCAUUACCAUCAGCAUCAGGGAGUAACAAAUUCAUCACAAAUGUCAUAUGGUGUGAACGGAACUAGAGGAACUUCUAAAAAUCAAGAUUCACAAUCAUCAAGAGGCAUUCCUCCUAAACCUAUACACGACACAUCGUCGAGUAAUGUGCCCAUUGGUCCAAAAAUACAGCAAGCUCAUCCGAUUAAUGUCCAUGGAAAUAAAGGGCAUCUUCAUGGACAUGAAACAACUAAUGAACUAACACAGAGUAUCAAACAACCUGCUGAGCCUAUUCCAGAACAUCACAUACAAACAAACAAAAUGCAGCACGGCACUCAACCAGAACAACAAAGAUUAUCUCACGAACAGUUUAAAGCUGCUUUACAAAUGGUUGUAAGUCCAGGUGAUCCACAAGAAAAUCUUGAAAACUUUAUAAAGAUUGGUGAAGGUUCUACUGGAAUUGUAUGUAUAGCUACAGAAAAGUCAACCGGUCAACACGUUGCUGUUAAGAAAAUGGAUUUGAGGAAACAGCAGCGUCGAGAAUUAUUGUUUAAUGAGGUUGUCAUCAUGAGAGAUUAUCACCAUCCAAAUAUAGUUGAAAUGUAUAACAGCUUUUUAGUUGGAGAUGAAUUAUGGGUCGUCAUGGAAUUUUUGGAAGGUGGAGCAUUAACGGAUAUUGUAACACAUGCUAGAAUGGAUGAAGAUCAAAUUGCUACUGUUUGUAAACAGUGUUUGAAAGCUUUGGCAUUCCUUCAUUCUCAAGGUGUUAUACAUAGAGAUAUAAAGAGUGAUUCUAUCCUUCUAGCAAAUGAUGGAAGAGUAAAAUUAUCAGAUUUUGGUUUUUGUGCUCAAGUUUCUGCUGACUUACCAAAAAGAAAAUCAUUAGUUGGCACACCAUACUGGAUGGCACCUGAGGUCAUAUCUAGAUUACCCUAUGGACAAGAGGUUGAUAUUUGGUCUCUUGGAAUAAUGGUCAUUGAAAUGAUUGAUGGAGAGCCUCCAUUUUUUAAUGAACCACCAUUACAGGCAAUGAGGAGAAUAAGAGAUAUGCCUCCACCCAAACUUAAAAACACUCACAAGAUAUCUCCUCGACUUCAGAGUUUUCUGGAGAAAAUGCUAGUUAGAGAUCCUGGUCAGAGAGCCACAGCCUGCGAGUUGCUUCAACACCCGUUUUUGAGACAGGCGGGUUCUCCCAGUCUUCUGGUACCGCUCAUGCGUAGUUUCCGAACCAGCCCCGACUGAUGACGUGGAAGGAGCCAUUCCUCCGGUGUGUGUGCGUGUGUUUGUGUGUAACACGACCGAUUCGAAAGCCGUCCAAAAACAAUCUAAAUAUUAUAUAUAUAUACACAAAAGUAAUCGACGAGUAUCUUUUUAUAAAUAUUGUGACGUCCUCUUCGUUUGUAUUAUAGUGAUUUAAUCGAUUCGACCGUAACAAAGUAACGAGAAGGGCUUUUAUUCAUCUUUCUCGUAGAUAACUCUAUAUAUUUAUGCAAAUUAUAUAUAUAUAUAUAUAAAUUUUUAACAUUUUUUUAGAGAUUUCGGUGUUUACACUCGAAUUGAUAAUGUGUUAGAUACUGUAUUAUAUGGAGAUGCGCAUUUAUCUGGAAGGUCCACUUUUCUACGCGGCACGCGAUCUUUGUAUGCACUAUUUUCGUACGAAGCUUUUUAAUUAACUGCGCGUGAUACACGGUUCGUGAACUUGUUUUUUAGAUCUGAAAGCAGCUUUUCCGUUGGUAUACAUAUCACUCUGUAGAUAGGACCCUUUCCUGUCCCUGUACAAAGUUCUAUGGCGCGUUGGAUGAGUACGUUUUAACCGGAAUUUGUUCUGUUUUUUUUUUUAAUUAGUAUAAUAAGACGGGGCCGGUUGGACGUAGGAGCGCAGUGUUUUCUUUUUAUAUAUAUAUAUUUUUAAAAAAAUCGUGUAUUUAAGAAAUAUUUUUGUAAUUAUCGCAUUAAAUAUAUAUAUAUAUAUAUACACAUAUAUAUAGUACAUACACACUUCUAGGCGAAGCAAUUUUAUUGUGUAUCAUUUUGUACAAUUUACUCACUUUUCGAAUAAAAUUGUUCGCAGGCAGCGAAAUGCAAUAUAAUGAAUUUAUACACAGGCCGAGGUUAACUUCCGUGUUGCAUCUAGAUUUUUUUUUAUUAUUUUUGUCCAUUGUUUCCGAUCGGGCACCGCCCAAAAAUGUUGGGCUGCGUUAAAAGCGUUUAAGAUAUCAGCCGCCAAUGUAUUACACACAGAGAGGUGUGUGUAGUGUUGGAGUGGGCCUUUUUUGUUGACGUUGGGUGAGUUGCACCCGGGCUCGAACCGGACAACGGCGUAGUUUCUUCUCGUCUUGGUCCGAAAUCGAAACACUCCACGGGCUUUUUGACGUCGCGUGCCGUUGGAAGGAAUCCAAGAUGGCCAGCCUUGGAGACGGGGCGUUGUUUACCCGUAACCUUUAUUAGUUUGGUAAAUCUUUUAAAGAGAUGAUUGUUUCUUCUGUUCGCAAGAAUCAAUGGAACAGGCGCGAAGAUAUUUUCGGUAUUCUCACGCAGAAUUUGUUUACUGCAGUUCCGAAACUUCUGUGAUAUCUCGACUGUUUUAGGAGAAAUUCACGAGAGGGGGAUUAGCACUGUCGAUUAUUCAGUUAUUGUUAUACGAAGCCCGUAUAAAACUCCGCUACGUAUGACGUAAAAUUAAUUCUUUUACGUGGAAACACGUCGGUGGUCUCUCAUCGAUUUCCAUAAAAGCGUAACCGGGUUAUUUAAAUGGAAAAAAACGAAAUGGGUGGUUCCCGUUAGCUCGCGCUCGACAACCGUCCAAUCGGAAGCGAUUUAACGUUUAUCUCCGAAAGGGUGGGCGGUCACGGGCUUUUCUAGAAAUCUCGGAAGUUCCGGAUUGGGACUAGAAUUCCAUUGUGGUCGUGGAUAGCGAGGUCAGGUCACGGCCGGCAUUUUUUAAUCGUGUAGAAACCAUUCCAGAGUCGAACAUUCCAGAAAAUCGUUAGCCGAAUUUCGAGUCGAGAGUAGGCAAAUGGGGGCACCGAUCCGUCGUCCAACCGCGCCACCCGAAAGGGCCGAGUUUAGCGACGCCCGGAACCCGUCAAAACUUUCUUUAAAACAGUAAAUAGACGGACAGAUAGACUAAAGAUGGCGGGGGAAAGAAGAGAGUACUUAAACACUAAAAUUGCGCGGCUGAGAAAGAGGUGGAAGAGGACGAAUUGUCGUAUGUAUCCGAAUAGGUGAUUGGAAGAAUAAAUCUUUAUAACAAUCC
Molecule: messenger RNA, 4097 nt
Organism: Centruroides sculpturatus (bark scorpion)
Lineage: Eukaryota; Metazoa; Arthropoda; Arachnida; Scorpiones; Buthidae
Gene: mbt
Product: serine/threonine-protein kinase PAK 4-like
Exons: 11
Coding region: 140-2083 (647 amino acids)
Biological process (GO): regulation of MAPK cascade; protein phosphorylation; intracellular signal transduction
Cellular component (GO): cytoplasm
Molecular function (GO): protein serine/threonine kinase activity; ATP binding
Source: RefSeq, a predicted model, not a curated record